Messenger RNA from Cuscuta campestris, 1052 nucleotides. The record is from the annotation of a GenBank genome assembly. Lineage: Eukaryota; Viridiplantae; Streptophyta; Magnoliopsida; Solanales; Convolvulaceae.
AACCCAAAUGUGGAUUAUUAAAAUUCAAAUGGUAGCUUCUUGUUAUAUUUGUAGCAGAUACUGGCCAUAAAAAAGAUUGAUAGUGCAAUAUUGUCAUUGCAAGAGGAAGAUGAUUUUCUGGAAAUUGUCACAAAGAUGUCAAGGCUGAGACACGGAAACAUUAUUCCACUAGUGGGAUACUGUACAGAGCACAGACAACGUCUUCUGGUCUUUGAUUAUGUAAAGAAUGGUAGCCUACAUGAUAUGCUGCAUUUUGGUAAUGAGAGGAGCAAGAAACUGUUGACUUGGAAUGCACGCAUUAAAAUAGCACUUGGGGUUGCUCGGGCAUUAGAGUACUUGCAUGAAGUUUGUACACCUUUUGUUGUACAUGGAAACUUUAAGUCGGAAAACAUUUUGUUAGACGAGGACCUCAAUCCUCAGUUAUCUGAUUGUGGCUUAUCUACAGGACACCAGAUGAUUGGUUCAUUUGGUUACAGCGCCCCCGAGUUUGUAUUAUCUGGAAUUUGUACUGUUAAAAGCGAAGUGUACAGUUUUGGUGUUGUAAUGCUUGAGUUAUUGACAGGAAGGAAGCCACUUGAUAGUUCGCGGGAGAGAUCUGAACAGUCACUUGUGAGGUGGGCCACACCUCAACUUCAUGACAUCGAUGCUUUAGCAAGAAUGGUUGAUCCUGCUUUGAAUGGCGUGUACCCUGCCAAGUCAUUGUCCCGUUUCGCUGACAUCAUUGCCUCAUGUGUUCAGACUGAACCCAAGUUUCGUCCUCCAAUGUCUGACAUUGUUCAAGCGAUUGUUCGGCUAGUGCGAAGGGCAAGCAUAGCAAGAAUAAGAACUAGUGGUGAGUCAAGAUUUUCAUUCAAGACACCGGAACAUGGUUCUACCGACACACCAUACUAAGUACCAGCUUUUGCAGAGUUGUAAGUAAUUUCAAUAAGUUUGAUCACUUGUGAAUGAUUAUAGCCAGUAGAUGAUAUAUCACAUUAUAUGCAAAGAAGAUUUAUGCAUUUGUUUUCCUAUUUCUUGAACAAAUUAUGUAAAGAGAGCAUAGAUCAUGAUUU